AACACGGAAGUACAUUCUAUCUAAGCUCAUUACAAAACUUUUGAGUGGGGGAUAACAGGAAUUUAACUGCAUGCGAAGCUUUAAAUUCCCUUUAAUCCCAUAAAGGUGAUCACGGUAGAACAGACAAAUUUCUAUGAUAAAUCGAACGUGUAAAUUAAAGCAUGGUGGACAUAACAUCACUAUCGUGGACAUGUAAGGUGGAAGGCGACCUAUCGCCGGUGUUUGACGACUAUUUCUCGUAUAUGACCACCCCUUCACCAGAUGAGGUGCUGACUACAGGGGAAAGAUCAUUCAGUAUCCCAAACGAGGAGAGCAAAGACGAUGCGACAGACGAAGUGGAUGGUGGUCUCUUCAGCUGUUUCCCUUCAUUCACAAGGGGAGAUUCGAGCUCCAGUAGCUCGAGCAGCAGUGACGCAGAAGAGGCAGAGGCGGAGACAUUACGUGUAAAGAGGUCCCACUCCGGUCGGCUCCGGAGUUUCUGGAGCAGGAACUAUUUGUUCCGUUUGGAAUCCGCCUGUAAUCCGAUGGACCGGAAGGAUGUGUAUCACGUGGUGAAAGAGGUGAAGGACGUCGCCGAAAAAGAAUUAAGAAUCAAUGACAGAUUGGUAGCAAUUAACAACGAAAACACAAAAAACAAAUCAUUGACAGACGUUGAAAACAUGUGGGAACAGCUCCAAAGAUGUCCAAAAAUUCAACUGAAAGUUUGGAGAUGGUUAUUCAGUGAACAUGGUCUACAGAUAUGUGAGGUUAUCAUAGUAUUUUAUUCCAUUCAUCCUGAGGGACGGUACAAAGAGCUAUCUGCUAAAUCACUUGAUGGUAAAGUUCCACGAAGGGUCACAAGUCUUCGCUGGACAGCCUCCAAAUUCCGACCUUUUCACUUACGGAUCGCUUGUAAAACUGGGAUAUACGUGUCAGCCCAUGUGGAAGAUCUGGCGCUGUAUGGCGAAUCCAUCCACAAGCCACAACAAAGCAGAUUUCGCUUCAUGAUCAGGUUCUUUGAGUGUGUGGUAACAAACAAAGAUGGGACGUCCGACCAGAGAUAUGGAUAUGUAGCAAAAUACAAGGAGAAUGGAAAAUACUUUGACAUUUCGUCAAUUAUCACAGAAUCUGCGUCCACAGUUGUUCUUAGGCCACACGUUUCCUUCAGUUCUCUGACACCAGACGAGCGGUUCUUUAUAAUGUACGAAGUAGAGGACGAUGAUGACGUAUUUGAAUCACUUCUUUACGAAAAUAUGUUUAUGAAGUUUAACAACGAGACGAAGAAAAUAACAAUGCAGGAACGACAAGCACCGGGACCAUUCUUCCUGUUUCAAACCUUUGUGGCACGUGGAAAUAAACAACCACAAGUUGACAUAAAUUGUUUUUCAGACGGAGGGCGUUUAUUUUCAUUUGAACCAUUAACUGAACCAAUCGUUGAGGAGAAGAGUGAUCCUUGAAGUGUAAAAGUACAAUGUGUCUAUAAAACUAUUUCAUAUAUGUUAAAAUAACUUAUAAUUAUGACGUUGUUUAUAUAGAUUUACAAUCAAGAUUUUUAUCGAUUUAAUAAUGUCAAUUAAGUGAGAUAGUUAAAACAAAUGUUAACGAACAAAUUUUACCGAUAUUCAUAAUUAGCGAACUUGUUAUCCUCAAUAACAAUGCCAAUUAAAAUUUAAUCCUCGCUAAAAUUUCUGCUUAUACGAGGGUAUAUUUAUGUUAACAAUCGGAAUCUUUAUUGCAUGAUACAUUGUGCCUUCUAACACAGGAUUUCAAAUACAUUGUAAAUAAAACAUUAAAUUGUAUUGAGGUGAAGGUUUAAACAACAAUUAAAAGGUUAAAAAUGGUUAAAUCAUGAAAAGAAAAGAUGCACUCUUUCGUUUAUCUGGUGACUUCUAGCUGUAAAAUCAAUCAUUCGUUUUGAAUCCGUCCUCUAUCAUUAUUUUAUAUUCGUUACUUUUAACCAUUUGAAAUACCUAAACCCAGAACGUUCAAAGCAAUUUGAAAU
This is a messenger RNA of Saccostrea cuccullata (small rock oyster), 1981 nucleotides long. RefSeq lists its product as uncharacterized. NCBI's taxonomy places the organism in Eukaryota, Metazoa, Mollusca, Bivalvia, Ostreida, Ostreidae. Gene Ontology annotation, molecular function: protein binding. The transcript has 7 exons. The record is from RefSeq and is a predicted model, not a curated record. The coding region runs from base 162 to 1436 and encodes 424 amino acids.